Egretta garzetta (little egret) is the source of this 5994-nucleotide messenger RNA. It is a transcript of the gene ATP9A, whose product is annotated as ATPase phospholipid transporting 9A (putative). Gene Ontology annotation, cellular component: plasma membrane; trans-Golgi network; endosome. Gene Ontology annotation, molecular function: ATPase-coupled intramembrane lipid carrier activity; magnesium ion binding; ATP hydrolysis activity. The record is from RefSeq and is a predicted model, not a curated record. Gene Ontology annotation, biological process: retrograde vesicle-mediated transport, Golgi to endoplasmic reticulum; endocytosis; phospholipid translocation. Lineage: Eukaryota; Metazoa; Chordata; Aves; Pelecaniformes; Ardeidae. The transcript has 27 exons. The coding region runs from base 1 to 3012 and encodes 1003 amino acids.
AUGACGUGUUGUGAGUGCUUAAGAUGCUGUGGAAGGAGAGACCCAAGGCCUCGUACUGUUUGGCUUGGCCACCCAGAGAAGAGAGACCAGAGAUACCCUCGCAAUGUGAUCAACAAUCAGAAAUACAACUUUUUUACAUUUCUCCCUGGGGUGUUGUUUAACCAGUUCAAAUACUUCUUCAACCUUUAUUUCUUGCUUUUGGCCUGCUCUCAAUUUGUCGUUGAAAUGAGGCUUGGUGCACUUUACACCACCCACAAACCCUGUCCUGCUGCUGCUCUAAUGCACCGAUAUCUUUCCUUUGCAGGGACUGUGAAGGUGAAGAGCUCUAAUAUACAAGUAGGCGACCUCAUCAUCGUUGAAAAGAACCAGCGGGUCCCUGCUGACAUGAUCUUCCUGAGGACGUCCGAGAAGAAUGGGUCUUGCUUCCUUCGCACUGACCAGCUGGAUGGUGAGACAGACUGGAAGUUGCGGCUGCCUGUUACCUGUACUCAGAGACUGCCAACUGCUUCUGACUUACUGCAAAUUCGAUCCUAUGUCUAUGCAGAAGAACCCAAUAUUGACAUACAUAAUUUCGUGGGAACCUUCACAAGAGAGGACAGUGACCCUCCAGUAAAUGAAAGUUUAAGCAUAGAAAACACCCUAUGGGCCAGCACAGUGAUUGCAUCAGGUACUGUUGUGGGUGUUGUCCUCUACACUGGAAGGGAACUGCGCAGUGUGAUGAAUACUUCAAACCCAAGAAGUAAGAUUGGUCUUUUUGAUUUGGAAGUGAACUGCCUUACCAAGAUCCUGUUUGGGGCUCUUGUGGUGGUCUCGCUUGUCAUGGUGGCCCUUCAGCACUUUGCUGGCCGUUGGUAUCUUCAGAUCAUAAGAUUUCUCCUUCUGUUCUCAAACAUCAUUCCCAUUAGUUUACGUGUGAAUCUGGACAUGGGGAAAAUUGUCUACAGCUGGGUGAUCCGCAGAGAUUCCAAAAUCCCUGGGACUGUGGUUCGGUCCAGCACUAUUCCUGAGCAGCUGGGGAGGAUAUCCUAUUUGCUUACAGACAAAACAGGAACUCUUACGCAGAAUGAGAUGGUCUUCAAGCGACUUCACCUGGGAACUGUAGCUUAUGGCCUGGACUCCAUGGAUGAAGUGCAGAGCCACAUAUUCAGUAUAUACACGCAGCAAUCUCAGGACCCACCCGCUGUGAAGGGCCUCACCUUAGCCACCAAGGUGCGUAAAACCAUGAGCAGCCGAGUGCACGAGGCGGUAAAGGCAAUCGCGCUGUGCCACAACGUGACACCGGUGUACGAGUCCAAUGGGGUGACGGACCAGGCUGAAGCUGAGAGACACUAUGAGGACUCCUGCAGGGUGUACCAGGCCUCCAGUCCUGAUGAGGUGGCCCUGGUACAGUGGACCGAGAGCGUGGGUUUAACGCUGGUGGGCAGAGACCAGUCCUCCAUGCAGCUGAGGACACCGGGUGGCCACAUCCUGAACUUCACCAUCCUCCAGAUCUUCCCCUUCACUUACGAGAGCAAGCGCAUGGGGAUCAUUGUUCGGGAUGAAUCAACAGGAGAGAUCACCUUCUACAUGAAGGGGGCUGAUGUGGUGAUGGCCGGGAUCGUGCAGUACAAUGACUGGUUGGAAGAAGAGUGUGGUAACAUGGCUCGGGAAGGCCUGAGGGUUCUAGUCGUAGCCAAGAAGUCUCUGACGGAAGAGCAGUAUCAAGACUUUGAAGCACGCUACGUCCAGGCGAAGCUGAGCGUGCACGACCGCUCCCUGAAGGUAGCCACAGUCAUUGAGAGCCUGGAAAUGGAGAUGGAGCUGCUGUGUCUCACUGGCGUGGAGGAUCAGCUGCAGACGGACGUCAGACCCACCUUGGAGACGCUGAGAAAUGCUGGCAUUAAGGUGUGGAUGCUGACAGGGGAUAAGUUAGAGACAGCCACGUGUACAGCCAAGAACGCACAUUUGGUGACACGGACACAGGACAUCCACAUAUUCAGACUAGUGACUAACCGUGGAGAAGCCCAUCUAGAGCUGAAUGCCUUCCGCCGGAAACACGACUGCGCUCUUGUUAUUUCUGGCGACUCGCUGGAGGUGUGUUUGAAAUACUAUGAGUAUGAGUUCAUGGAGCUGGCUUGCCAGUGCCCUGCUGUCGUGUGCUGCAGAUGUGCUCCGACGCAGAAGGCCCAGAUCGUGCGAUUGCUCCAGGAGAGGACUGGCAAACUCACCUGUGCAGUAGGUGAUGGAGGGAAUGAUGUUAGCAUGAUUCAGGAGGCUGACUGUGGUGUUGGAGUUGAAGGGAAGGAAGGAAAACAGGCAUCACUUGCAGCCGAUUUCUCUAUCACUCAGUUUAAACAUCUGGGUCGUUUACUAAUGGUGCACGGAAGGAACAGUUACAAACGGUCUGCAGCUCUCAGCCAGUUUGUAAUCCACAGGAGCUUGUGCAUCAGUACAAUGCAGGCUGUUUUCUCAUCAGUGUUUUACUUUGCUUCAGUUCCUCUCUACCAAGGCUUUCUCAUCAUUGGGUACUCCACAAUUUACACGAUGUUUCCAGUGUUUUCUCUAGUCCUGGACAAGGAUGUUAAAUCUGAAGUUGCAAUGUUGUACCCAGAGCUCUACAAAGAUCUUCUUAAGGGACGACCGUUAUCAUACAAAACAUUUUUAAUAUGGGUCUUAAUAAGCAUCUAUCAAGGUAGCAUCAUCAUGUAUGGAGCACUCCUCCUCUUUGAAUCUGAAUUUGUCCACAUUGUCGCCAUUUCCUUCACAUCCUUGAUUCUCACCGAGUUACUGAUGGUGGCGUUGACAAUCCAGACGUGGCACUGGCUCAUGAUAGUGGCUGAGCUGCUUAGUCUCUCCUGCUACAUAGCUUCUCUGGUCUUCUUACAUGAGUUUAUUGAUGUUUACUUCAUUGCAACUUUGUCGUUCUUGUGGAAAGUCACCGUCAUCACUCUGGUGAGCUGCCUUCCCCUCUACGUCCUGAAGUACCUGAGACGAAGGUUUUCUCCCCCAAGCUAUUCGAAGCUCACGUCCUAGGGCUGCUCUCCUUGCACACCAGAGACAAAUAUUGCACAUAGCCGAGAGACAAAAUCAUGUAGUUGUUACUAUAACGAAUACGUCUGAUAUUUGCAUAAUGAUCACAUGGUAAUCUCUUACGUGCUGCUUUAUUGAAAAAAGACUUCACAACUGCCGUAAACAGAAACCUAACGAUAAAAGGGAAUUUUUUUUUGAGGGUGGAGGCACUUAUUAGUUCAUCCAGUUACUUUUGUUCAAGUUAACUGGGGUCAAAUGCACAUAACUGCGAUGAUGAUGGGUUCCUCAUGCAUGGUUAAAAGUAUCUGAAAGCUGCUAACUGACCUUGGAACUUAUGUUUGACAAAUUUAAAUUACUUUUUUAAGUAUCAGUGCUGUUCCUUGCAUUGUGUUCUGUUGUUUUAUAUUAUUUAUCUUUCUGAUUCAAGUAGUUACAUUCUUUUCACAUCUUGGAAAUCCCUUAAUGUAGGUGAUGCACUAUACUGGUGACAGCUGAUUCCUGAUUUAUGGCAUGCUGUUUCCAUAAUGGGGCUCCAGCAUGUCGGAUCUACACACACUUGAGAAUCUGAGCGUGUUAGAGACUUCCCUUCAGUUGAAAUGUGGUCACCCUAGUGAUUUUGGAGGUAUCCAGCCAUUGAUAAAUACAGACAAAUAUAGUCCAAAAUAAAAAAAUUCAGUUUUGUUUAGCUUUUGUGCUUCCUAUUAAAAGGAGCUGGCAACAUAAUAGCUUUACUCUGUAUUUAUUUGUAUAGGAGAAAAUUAUCUAAACUAAAGCAAAUCCUCUUUAGAAAAGAAAUUCGCAGUUGAUCAGACUUUGAAAUGUGUCGACAACGUGAGAAGAGACUCGUACUGUUCUGCAGACAAUGUGGCAGACGUGUCUUGAAUCCUUGGAGACUAAAGGGAAAGGUCACAGAGCUGCUACUCCUCACAGCUACACGAAAUCUGUUUCCUGUUAGGGUGAAACUGCGAAGAUGAGCUGCAAUUAAACGGAGGCACUCCUAGGUGGAUGUUGUUCAUGACACGCUCCCUGCAGAGAGGCAGUUUUUGAGAACCUUGCACUUGCUUUGCUCUGAAAGCCAAACCUGAAUCACAGAGGCAGGAGUGGGGUUUGCAUGAAGGCGUUAGGCUCAUGUGCAGAGCAAAUUUACUUAUUGAUUUUUAAUUUUCAAAAAUAAAACUCAAUGGAUUCUGUUUUUAUAAUAAACAUUGGCCCACACUAUAACACCCUGAAGAGAGCAACACGUCCAGAGGCUGCUCAGGAGAAUGACAGAGGGUUAGAGGAAUGUUUUACUCUUGGGUCCAUGCAUCAAACAUGGAUGAGCUUUUAGCAGCAGCCAUCCUCAUCUGGUGACUGUGCUAAAUUAGUUGCUUGCUGUCUCAUUCUCACAUCAUAAAAACCACUGUCGGAGCUGGCACUGCUUGGCAUCAUUGUUGGUUGGGCAUGUGGGGAGACCAGGAACAGCCCGGAGCCUGAGCUCCCUCUUCCUCUCUCAAAGCAGCCCUUCCAGGUCGGGGCAACCCUACAGUGUGAGGAGCAGAAGCUCCCUGGUCAUCUCUGUGCCAUGCUGAACCUCUUUAAUGGACUGCCAGCUUCUGUUGCCAUUGCUACAGGCGCUCCAGUGUUGCAAGCAGCACAAUGCUGCAUUAAAAGGUCUGGUGUGAAAAUCUGUGGAAAAUGGGAGUGUUGUUUUAGAAGAGCUGGAGUCUGUGUUGACCCAUAGCGGUACAUCUUGAAUUUUUAGAUCUAAGAUAGCCGUGGCUUGUGUGGUCGAUGUGUGGUAAUUGCUCAGGGGAAUGUUUUGCACAACCUGUCCUGCCUUCCUUGCUUUCAGUUCCUGUGAGUAAAUAUCAAAGAGGAGGGGAAGCAAGUUCCAGAAGAUAGAAAGAAAAAUUGGGUGUGCUUCAUAAUGCGUGUGGCUUGGGGUGAGUGAAAGGUGCAAGUCUGUAUGACCUCGUCAUUACUUCAUGUUGGGGAAACACUCUUGAUUUAGAAAAUUAUGUUUCAAAGUCCUUCAGGAAUAAAAACAGCAAACGCUCUCUUAUCUAACACACGCCUUUUUCUUUUGUGCCAGUCUUCAGAUUAGGCUCUUGUCUGAAGUCCUGAUAAAUAGCAACCAUCUUUAGAAACAUCCUACUGACUAAGGAAAGAUAAUUCCUAGUAUUCACCUUUCCAUAGUAUUUUGAAAAUUUGCCUUUCUUUACUUCUCUUCUAAUUUUUUAAAAAAAAAAAAAAAUAAAUUUCUGCCCAUUUGACACACAUGCUGAUGUUGGGAAAGGUUCUAGAAGUCCACCACUUCCCAGUGAUCUGUCUCACAGAGGAAAAGCAGUGCCUGAGCAGCCUAUUUGUGGAGGAGUUGGGCUAACAGCCUUUUGUGAAUUCUGCCACUUGCCAAAAAGAUACUUAGUGUUGUCUUUAUCGUGACUGCUACAGCUCCUGGAUAGUGUUGGCCAUGCAGGUGUUCUGAAGUCCCCAGUCAGCAUUUGAUUUCAGUAGAUCUAAAGACAAGAAUCAAGAAUUUCUUUUGGCAAGUUCUUGUGACCAAGGAGUCAAGUCCUUCUUGUCCGUUGGCAAACACAUCGCGGUACCCAUCUUUGUAAAGCCCUGCCCCUAUCUAGUGUGUAUUAGUGGUUAAAUGUCCUGCAAGAAUAACAGUGCCAUGCUACUGUAUGUAAAUAUUUGAGACGUAUAUAUGGUAGAAUUCACUGUUUCCUGAAGUCAAUACAGUUUACACUGAGUGGACCAUAUUUGCAAAAUACUAGCUUACACCAAGAAAGGGAGUGAAUUGUGAUUUCGGUUAUAUCUAUUGAAUCAUAACUUUACUAAGGAAUGCAUAUUUAGUGGCAUUGAUAGUAAUCUGUAGCUGUGUUUUGGGGUGUGAAUUAUGUUCCUUUGCAGCCAGUUUUUUUGCACAAGGUUGUAAAUCCAGGAAGUAAUUUCUGUCUGGGUAUACACUACAUUUUUUUUAAAGGAAUCAGAAAAUUAAAG